This is a messenger RNA of Penicillium angulare, 1074 nucleotides long. Its product is annotated as alpha/beta hydrolase. Bases 1 to 1074 code for a protein of 357 amino acids. The transcript has 4 exons. NCBI's taxonomy places the organism in Eukaryota, Fungi, Ascomycota, Eurotiomycetes, Eurotiales, Aspergillaceae. The record is from RefSeq and is a predicted model, not a curated record.
AUGUUCUCCAUGCGACUGUCCCCUGAUUAUGGAAAUGAAGCGGGCAAUCUUGCUGGUCUUGAGAUGAAGCAUAAUGAGCAUACGGGCGACUGGGAGAUCACUGUCCCGCUCCCAUCUGGGACCUGGCUCUACGCCUACUACCCCAAUUGCACUACUGGCAACUGGAAGGCUUGCGAUGUUGCAAUUGUGGAUCCGUCGAAUUUGCCGAUUGAAGCUUUUGCGGGAGAUCAAUUGCUCAGCGCUAUCCAGCUACCGUUUGACCGUGAAUUUCAGUAUUCUAGUAUCGGUAUCAAGCAAUUUGGAAUUGAUGUACUGAUCAGACUAGAUGUUCACGAUGUGGGAGUAUACCUACCUUACGAAUAUGGAAAGAUUUCAAACAAGAAAUAUCCGAUAUUGUACCUUUCCAAUGGUGGCCAAGGAUCAGACUCGGAUUGGUUUCAGCAAGCCCAAAUUCACAAUAUUAUUGAUCGUCUCAUUGAUGCUGGGGAACUAGAGCCGACUAUUCUCAUAACUCCAAACUGGUACGAUCUAGGCUUUAGUCUUGAAGAGUACCAAACAAACGCAACACUACAGGCAGAGUACCUGGAUGUCGUCGGAUAUUCCCGCUUUUUCAACAAAGUACGCGAGAACUUCUUCUCCUACCUAAUUCCCUGGGUCAACGAAAACUACGAAAUAUCCAACUCUUCAACUUCUCGAGCAUUUGGUGGCCUUGCUCUUGGGGGUACUCUGACUUUGGCUGUUUUGUUCAACGCUACGGAUUACUUCUCUUCCUACUGUAUCAUGUCACCUACUCCGGCUCCCUCUGCGGGCGACUCACAAUACAAUUCCAGUAUUAACCCAGGGCUACGUGACGUGGGUAUCCUGACUGGAGCUGGGUUUUACGAUACCACAUUCAAUGCGGCACGGGACUGGGAGACGGCUUUGGCCGCAGAGAAUGUGACCUAUUUGAGCCACUACUCGAUGACCGGUGCUCAUCAAUGGAGCACAUGGCAAGAGAUUAUCUACAUUUAUUUGAGGGAUGCACUCUGGAAACCUGUUCCAUAUGGCAGAAGAACGAGCUUGGAUGCCGAAUGA